Trypanosoma conorhini is the source of this 957-nucleotide messenger RNA. Its product is annotated as ADP-ribosylation factor guanine nucleotide-exchange factor 1(brefeldin A-inhibited). NCBI's taxonomy places the organism in Eukaryota, Euglenozoa, Kinetoplastea, Trypanosomatida, Trypanosomatidae. The transcript has a single exon. The record is from RefSeq and is a predicted model, not a curated record. The annotation marks the transcript as partial.
AUGUUUUGGAGGUAUGAGGAAGUUACAGCUGCGUGUGGUAAGGCGUUGACUGAGGAGCGAAACGGACGAAGGCGCUUUUUACUUAAUGUAAUAGCAAAAGAUCUUGCUGAGAUUGGGUCCAUUGUGAGAAAAGAAUCUGGCCAAAACGUACAUGAGACCAAUGGAGAAACUUCCUCAGAGGUCGACAAGAAUAAUGAGGGCUUUGAGGAGCGUUUGCUCAGUCGUUUGGGUUUUGCUACCCAGUUAGUUCUUGUGGAGAAUUGCGGGACUCGGCUUUCGAGCAAAGGAUUGAUAACUAUACUGGAGUUUGCAACUGUGCUGCUUAAUUCAGGUCUUAUUCCUACCGCCCUGGCAUCCACGCCGCCUGAGAUAAGCAUACCUGAGAGCACAUCCGGUCGUACUGGCGAUUUUUUUUCUAAAUUGCUUGGCGGAGGGGCAGGUGCAACUCGGCGUUCUGCACAAAGUACCUCCAUUGAAAAUGCGACUGCAGAAUGUGAAGUAAAAAACGAAGCAGUAAAUGUAUUUACUGCUGUGGUUGAAGGAGUUUUAGUGAUUGCACAGCAUAUAGAGGGAAGGGACGUUAAUGACCAACUCCUGUUUACAUUGGUUACGGCUCUUCAAGCAUCCACAGUUCCUGCUUCUGGUCGCACAAUUUCAUCUGAGAAACCGCGUGAUGACUAUAAUAAUUAUUUUCUUGCCGUUCAAGGAGAUGUGCUGUUGCAUGUGGUUGAGGGACUAUUUGGAGUCUUUAAAAGGAACAAUGUGAUUUUUCCUCUAGUUGAGGAAGUAAAGUCAGCCUUAAACUGCAUUGCAAAAACAUUGUCGAAGGCAAUUGAAUUUGAGAAUACUGAACUGAGGUGUGAAGGAACGGCAGCAGACGUUACAGUUGGACGAGGAUACCAGUCAGAUGCUGCUAGGAUAUUGGAAUACUGUUGUAGCUUAACAACAUCUUCGGAG